Messenger RNA from Diabrotica balteata, 1440 nucleotides. The record is from the annotation of a GenBank genome assembly. Lineage: Eukaryota; Metazoa; Arthropoda; Insecta; Coleoptera; Chrysomelidae.
AUGGAAAGUAACGUGGAACAUGAAAUUUGCAAUAAUUGUAAAAAGGAAAUCCCACAACCCAACUAUGUCAUGCACACGAUGCACUGCGCAAGAAAUAUUACCUUGUGCAAGGUCUGCAAGGAACCGGUUCCCAAAGGUCAGUUCCCCGACCAUGAAAAAACCUGCAAAAAGCCAGUUGAGCCUAAACCACUGCCACCUCUUACAAACUUCGAAAAGAGUUCGUAUUACCAGACCAGAAAAUCUGUAGAAGACAAAAAGACAGAAGCACGAAAAGAACGGUACAUGCAGAAGAUGGAACGGUUAGUAGAUACUGGGUAUUCCUUAAAAGAUAAUUCUAGUAGAUUCAGCAGAACUUCAAGUAGAGAUUCGCCAACGUAUAGCAGAGGUGCUCCAAGUUAUAACAAAGAUUCAUCAAAUUUUAGCAAAGAUUCACCAAGUUACAGUAGAGAAACCACCAUUAAUUAUAUGGAAGAACCUUCCGUGGAAGAGUCUACUAGAUCUAAAUACUCAAGCAAUAGCUUUAAAUCGAGUAACGAAGUUAAACAAAAUGGCGUCGUCAAGAAACGAACAGAAGUUCAAAAGGAAGAAAAACCUGAAGCGCCACAACCUCUUCCCCCUCUAAUUAAACGACCAGAACCGUCCAAAUCUAGCAUGUUACCGUGCAGAUUCUGUGAUUUAGAAUUACCGAAAUUAGAGCUCGAGGAUCAUGAGAAUUAUUGUGGUUCUAGAACUGACAAAUGCUUAGAAUGCGGGGAGUUGGUGAUGUUCAAGGACAAACAAGUACACAUGGAUUCCAAUCAUGGAUUUUUGAAGAGAAAAGGUCAACGAAAUGCUGGAGCUGGUUGGGAUUCAUCCACCCACCGUACAGAAACUCCCGCUGAGCCUCGUUCUAGAAGAAGUGUCACCGGAAGGCCUUUUGCAGAAUUCGAUUACGAUCCAAUGCCUUAUUUACCCUCAGCCUACCAAGCUCCAGGAGGAGGUGCCAAGAAAAAGGAAGGCGAAAGCUAUAAAGAGAUUUCAAGAAGACUGGAUUGUAAAACCGAAUAUAUUAGAAAUAUUCUCCAGGAUUCUGCGGCUAUUACGGUACCUUUGCGGAGAAGUGGAACAGCACCUAGGAAUUACUUCUAUCAUGAUUUAAAAGGCCCAACAAGCCCUCCACCGAUGCCAGCUUACAGGCGUCGCAAUCCACCAACGGAAUUGGUCAUCCCAUGCGAGUUCUGCAACGUACCCAUACCCCACGAAGACCUCAUUCAGCACGAGUCUGGUUGCCGCCCAGAUCUGGCCAGAUUCAAUCCUAGAAGAAGAUCUUCUCCGGAAGAUGACGAUUACUACGUCGAACCCAGACGAAAUUCUCUCGACGACGAAGAACUUCCGUGCGAAUUUUGCGGAGACAUGUUUCCUGCAUCGCGCCUUUACUCCCACCAAUUGCAAUGCACAUAA